Messenger RNA from Haliotis rubra (blacklip abalone), 5431 nucleotides. Its product is annotated as protein unc-93 homolog A-like. Lineage: Eukaryota; Metazoa; Mollusca; Gastropoda; Lepetellida; Haliotidae. The record is from RefSeq and is a predicted model, not a curated record. Bases 315 to 2144 code for a protein of 609 amino acids. The transcript has 4 exons.
GUUAUUUGGUCAUGUGACAUGUCAAGACUGACGCAUCAUACUAGUUCGUUGUGCAAGCUGAAUUCGUUCAUUUUCCACACUGUGCCCCGAUGAGACGAACGACACUGUUAUCGCUUAUGGUCAAAGGUCCCUUUGUCUCAAAGAAAAUCUUGGCAGUUGGCAGUGUAUACCACGACCAGCCAUAGAAGCCUUGCCACGCUGAUCAGCUGUUGUUUACAGUUGGGGUAACUACCGACGCUGAACGCUGAGCGAACCGUGUUGAGUAUUCCGUAAAGCCAUCUGCGCAAUCCUUUCACGGGUAAAGAUUCUGCAAUAUGGUGGCGGGAAAGACGUGUGAUGGUCAGGGUCUGACGUCACAAACGGUGACCGUUGCCACUGACAACGGCAGAUUGGCUCCAGAUACAGACGUCAGUAAUCAAAGGUCAUCGCGGGUUGAAAUGCCAGACAUCGACAGAAGUGACGAUUGUUCCGAUGCUUGUAACAAAUCACAGGACGACAACCAGCAUAGCAAUAUGGCGGCGUCUUCGAAUGGUCCUGCACACACCCCAGACCACAAGAAGCAAGACAACGUGCAUGCAGACCCCUUCAGCAACACCGAUUACACCGACUCAGUCGGUAGUGCAGAUAGUACAAAGUUCUUGCUGCCUCUGAAAGACAAUGACUCCAUCGUUCACGACUGCGCUCAGUCAAGCCUCGAUAUUUCUGUCUCCCCCAAAAUCUCCAUCAACGAUGUUGUGAUAGACUGCUACGAAAACAGGAAUUACACAGACUCCGUAACGUCUCACUUCUCCGCAAGCCAACCUCUCCUCAACACAACGGACAACAUCCGUAACUUCGUCAAAGAAGUAGAGACCCCCGUCCUUGGUCUUAUCGACCACCCAGGGUUUAUGUCCUCACAGAGAGAUCUCUCAAGCACGAGCAACAUCACCUUCGCCUGCCAGAAAGCCUUGAAGUACCUUCAGGACGAACGGGUGGCUAGCUCUCUUCUUCUACCCGGAAGCGCCAAGGACGUGUCGAAGCUGCCUCCAGAAGACGGGAAUGGUCCUUAUGAUGUUGACCACAACAUCGUUCCAAGCGGGCGCCACACACGCAACCUAAUAGCCCUCAGUGUUAGCAUAACCAUGGCUUUCAUCGCCAGCGGAACUCUCCGCAACCUCCAGACAAGUCUGAACCACGAAGGGGGCGUUGGCGUAAUAUCUCUGGCAAUGACCUUCAUGGGGUUCAUGAUUGGAAGCGUAUUCAGUCCGUUCCUUGUCCAGAACUUUCACCCCUACCGCGCCCUCCUUGUAUCCAUGCUUCCCUACCUUCUGUACAUAGCUGCUAACUUCUACCCCGCAAUGUGGCUUAUGACCCCAGUCUCCUUACUAUGGGGGGUCAGCUUUGCGUUGAUGUGGAACGCUAUGAGUACCUACAUCACCUUCCUAGCCAAGGGCUACUCCGAAAAGAAGAAACAAGAUUACGAAAUUGUCCUCAGUCGAUUUUUCGGCAUCUUCUAUCUUGUAUGGCAACUGUACAUGAUCUUUGGCAACCUCAUUGCCUCCCUUGUCCUCACAUACGCCAACCCUACUGGCGCUACCGCUUCCAGUGUGACGUCCAACUAUUCUGUCAUUAAUCAGACACUAACCAACCAAUCCACGUAUUCCUUCCCCAAUGAGUCUGUGAUACUAAACUCCUCAUCACCGCCAUCCCAUUUGCUGUGCGGAGCGAAUUACUGCCAUCAUUACACCAUCAGCAGUACAGGGUCAACUGACAAUUCAUUUGCCAAGUAUGUACUUUAUGGCGUGAACUCGGGAGUCAUGCUGUUGGCGGUUCUUAUCGCCUUCUUCCUUUUGGAACCCCUUAACAGUCGGCUUUUUAGUGCCACCAUUUCAUGCAACGUGGUCAAGACGCAGAUUGUCUCCCUUGGCAGGUUCGCCUUAAACCGGAAGUUCCUGUUGCUAUGCCCCCUUCUCCUAUUCAGCCAGAUGCAGGCGGCUUUCGCCAGCGGUGAAAUUGCAAAGGCAUUUGUGACGUGCCCAAUUGGAGUUCACAUGGUUGGGUACACCCUCAUCUGUAUGGGUGUAUCGGGCAGCCUCAGUGCUUACUUAAGCGGGUGGCUGUGUAGAUACGUAGGCCGGACUGUCAUGAUCGGAUCAGUCUCUUGAAUUUAGGUUUGGUAUAUCACCACAAGACACCAUUGUAAGAAUCCUUUCUUCAUGCUGAGUGCGACUAUCAAAUUAAGUCUUCCACCCAUCAUGUCUCUCGUUAACCGAAAAGUCCCCCGUCAGUGACGUCAAAGGGGGAACAUUUUCCGAUUGGUGAGUAAUGAGCAUGCGCAGUCAUGCCUAGGACGACGGUAAGGAGACAGGUGCUAGCGUGCUUGCUUGUUGACAUAAACACAGGGUCUUCUCUGUAAGACCAAACGUCAGAUCCGAAUCACACAACCGAAAGUUUCUGUGGAUUUGGACAAAGAGGAAAUUAUUUUUGUUCCUGAUUAAGGAAUGUAGGUUGUAUUUGUUUUAUGAUUAGUUUUAGCAUUGGAGAAACAAGUCCCGCUUUUCUGUGAAAAUAUUUUUGGGUCCUAGAUGCUUCCAUUAAACUUUUGCUACGUAUUGUCACCGAUCUGACUCGCAACACCUGAUUGUAUUCUGCGUUGACUAAAAAAACAUACAUGUUUAACAUUUCGGUCAAUCAAUAAACGCGUGUGUGUUUAACAUGUGUUCCUUUGCGUAAAUGCGUGUGCGUUUGCAUGUGUGUGUUUAGUCUGUAAAAUACAUGUAUGUUUUUUGAAGAUUCAACCUUAAUGCACAUUCGGUCACUAUAAUUCAAGUACCAGGUCUCGAUUGAUUAAUCGAAAUCAGCUGAUGCAAGUCAGAAUGUUUUUAUUUCUAUUUUCAUCAUAUCAGAAUGAAAGGAUUAUAUCUGUAUAAUACAGGUGGUUUCAGCAAAUCAUGAAAGCAAAUAAUAGUACUUUGGAUAAUAUUUUAUUUUCAUUACGUUUCGAAUCAGUUGUGGAUAGUAUUUUUGGACUAAAAUACGAAUUUGAAGGAAACAUGAUUUGUUGAAAUAAUCUGGAGGCGUGCAAUGUGACACAAUGUAUACUUAUGUACGAGUCAUGCAAACAGCAUCUUUAAUCAGAAGCACAGAGACUCACAUUUACAUGUAUAAGCUGUGAGGCCAAUGUAUAUAUUUACUUACAUAUAACAUAAAUUAAAGGCUUCAUCUAAGAUCAGUUUUCGACACUGAAAUCCUUUUAGAUAACGAGAAUACAACAAUCAACCUACCUUUUUCUCCAACAAAUUACAAAAAAUAAAACAAUUAUAAUACCAAUAUUUAAUUCCGUUUGUAUUCGACUUCUUGUAAAGUGAAUGCACACACGUUCCAACGCUACUCUGUGCAAGAAAUUAGAUGAUGCCUUUAAACACUAAGAUUUUUAAACAUUAGCUUAUAAACAAUAGACUUUUAGUUAAUAUUCAGUUUAUCAUUCACAGGAUUUAUCCUGUUGGAGUAUCGGCCAGGUAAGUAUGAGUGAUAAAAGUAAGUAAUCGUUAGUACGGCUCAUAACGUACGCCUGACCCACUGAACUUGCGCGGCUGUGAAGUCAUUGUUAGAUAUAUAGGCAGCGGAAGAUUAGUUUGUUGGCAUUGUAAGAUUUUGUUGCAUUUAGGUAGUACCAGCCAUUGUUAUUGUGUUCUUUACCAGUCAAUACUGUGAUUUGUACAACGUGGCCGUGUACAUUUGGUGGACUAGAUACUAUUGACAUUACUAUGACAAAAAGGUCUUUUUUUAAAUUUAUAAAAGUGACAGUAUAAAAAGAAAUAUUAAUAACGUUGUUUAUUGUUUAAUAAAGUCUAUACGGUAUCAUCCAGUGCACCAAAUGGCGUGUUGAUAUUAGUGAUCAGUACUGGCUUGCUGAUUGUAAUAUGUGGACAUAGAUCUGUUCGAUAAUUAGUCCCGAAAACCAGGCUAAAUUCUUAGGGAGUAAUAGAGAUGAAGCCCCGUGUCUUCAUCCAUGGAACUGCUGGAAUAAUUGUACAUUUGACGAAAACCAUAGCCAUGAUUUCUGUUGUUGAAUAAGACCCUCUAUGGAAAGAAAAUUUUAAAUCAUUUGUGUGUGAAACCGUUCUGGGCAAUAUUGGCAGGUGUUGAUUACCAGGAACACCUGUUUCACACCCGGUUCUGCGUUAACACCUCAGUAUAUCGAUAGUGAAUUCUCUCUCGAAUCAUUUGCCCGUUCCCAUGGUCUCAUCUUAAGUGAUGAAAUAAGAUUUCUGAAAUAGAACUCAGCAAGCGAAAUCAAUGACUCAGAUGAUGAGUCAGCCUUAAGUGAGCCAGUACUGUUGACCUAUCACGUGACGCCCACGUGACCGCUGACAAAGGAUGCACGUUUCCUAGGGCAGUGAUCAGAACACCCUCUGUCCAAGUAGUAAUUGUCUCCUGCCGAGUGGACACUUCCGGCCAAGUGCAUCUUCUGUCAAUAAGGGGUCAGACCAUACUUCUAUCAUUAUUGAUUCGUUAAUUAUCGAUCUCGUUGCCCCUGAAGUUAUCGAUUGCGUUACUCUACGCCCCUGUCGCCUGUAGAGAACCGAGGCCUGCUCACGAAUAGACUCUUCCAUUGGAUGAGCUGUUUAUUUUAGUUACUGCUAGUGGUUUAUGAAUGAAUGGAUUGUAUCAGAAUAUUUCUGGUAUGAAAGCGGGAGAAAGAAUUUGUAUUGGAUGUUUAUAUAUUCACGUGUUUCUGAAAAUGAAUACACAUAUGUGAUUGAAGGUUUAGAUUUCAACUUGAGCAUAUACUGACACACUUUAAAAACGCAUGUAAUGGAUGGCCAUAAAAAUCAAUUUAAUUCUCAUAGAAUGUGGUUCCGUUCGAAUCUCAUUUAACAGUUAGUACACUUUCACCGCUAAAAUAUUUUGUUGUUUUUGAUUGCAACUGAUGAUGCUUUUUCAUCGUGUGUCAAUAUUAUUUAUAUUCAAAAUACAUCGAUGAUGAAUCUAAAGAAGGCGCGUACGUCUAUCGCUGAGUCAUCAAUUCUCGCCUCAUGGCUGAGACUUAUAUAUAUAUAUAUGUAAAAACCAUAUCACACAUGUGUAUUGAUAUAAUUUCAAUGAAGUUAAAUGGAAAGCACUGUUCGUUUGAGCGAACACAACACAUUUAUUUUUCACUGUGAUUAAUUACUGACUUUAAAUACCAUGCUUGGAAGAUGCUCAGAAACCAACGCUUCCUUACAUCACUGGCAAUUGCCUUGCGUCAAAGAAAAGCGGGAUAACUCCAAUGUACACAGAAUGUGGUUUUCAUACCACUAGUGAAUUUAGUAAUGACAUAGAAUGGGACAUUUACCCUACAAAACUGUUGUCUCUUUCUCCAAUGUUCAUUUGGAAGUACGGUUGUGUGAAGGGUCGGCUCUACAGGUGUGCCAUGUUUUUCAGUUGUGCCAUUUCUUUCUCUUUUUAG